CAAGAGGAGUCAAGUUGGACUGUGCAAGGAAACUUGUAACACCUGCAAACUUUACAGUCCCCUGGGAUCUACAGAGCACCAUGCAUUAUAUCAUCCACAGUCAUCCAGUGAGCAUCUGCACCGAAGAACACACUGGCAUACUACACUGUCUACCUGACCAGAGGCCAAGCUUUCUCUACACACAUGGCAGUUUGCACUUUCCUGUGAAGCCAGCCAAACUGGACACCUCCGGCUCCCAAGAAGCAUCCUUCAUUGAGAUCCAUACUGACUUAGUGCCAAGUGAAGACACUGUGCCAUCUCUCCUGAAUGGUUUUGCCAAAGUUUACCAUGUAACAGACAUUGCUGCAACUUAUAGUGAAGCUAAAAACAAGAAAUAUCAAGAUGCCACCACCCUCACAGAUGUUUACAACAAUGGCAGUGUUCCUGAGAUCGAGAUCAUCAGCCUCCUGGCAGAGCCUGUGCCUAACUACACCUUACGAGCUGAUUCGCUGUUCGGGUACGAACAUGAUGACUGGCUGCGCACUCCACUCAUCCCUCCAGAGGUCAACCUUAACCUUACCACUGUGCAGAUAGAGGAGACCUUCAAAUAUAUGUUACUCUGCUCAGAAAGGGUAAGCCGUGUGACAAGAACAUAUCAAGACAUUGAAGCAGUGACACAUCUUUUGGAAGAGAAAGAACGUGAUCUUGAAUUAGCAGCACGCAUUGGGCAGUGCCUGCUGAAACAAAAAGUCUCGCUCGUUGGUAGAAAUGAGUACCUUGAGGAUCAGCUGGAAAAGGCAAAGGAGGAGGUUGCGCAACUAAGGCAUGAAGUGUCCAUGAGAGAGGACCUUCUUCAGCUGUAUGCAAACACUGCAGAAGAGAGUGACUCGUCUUCCAUCUCAACACCCUUAAGGCGCAGUGAAUCUUCUCCAUCUGUACAGGAUCUUAUCCACCUGGAUUUCCUGCAGCAAAAGCUGCAGGGCUUGGAGAAGGAAAACCAGCAGCUCCGAACUGAGGCAACAGAAAUUGAAAAUGAAAUGACUCAGUAUGAGGAGGUGGAGGAACAGCUGAUGUUUGACUGUGUACAGGAACUUGCUGAAGCCCAUGGAAAGGUAGCAGCCCUCUCAGAUGAGCUAACGAGAAAAGUAGAAGAUACAGCACGGCAGCAGGAAGAGAUCAGUCACCUACUCACGCAGGUCGUUAAUCUACAGCAGAAAUGCAAAGCUUGUACUAGAGAAAAUGAAGAACUAAAGCAGCACUUGGAAGCACUUAAAGAAGCUCAUCGUCAGUUAAAAACAGAGUUCACAGACCUUCAAGAAAAAUAUGCAGAAUGUAAGGAAAUGCUUGUUGAAACUCAGGAUGAAAUUAAAAACCUUCGUAACCGAAGCUUACCCAACAGUACCAUCAGCCGCUACAGCUCCCUCAACAUCUUCCCUCUGGACUGCUUGGCAGCUGAAAUUGAAGGCACUAUGCGAAAAGGGAUUGACAGCUUUUCCUCUUCAGAACAUCUAGGCCUCAAGAGAGUUUUUGAGACCGUGAAGGUAGCAAAUCGAGCAGGAAGAUGCAGAUCGGGCUCCCAUUCACCCCAGAGCUUUCCUGGCUCUAGUCCUCCAUCUGAGAUGCUAUCUACCACUCCUAGCCAUGUGAACACUCCACGAUCCAGUUUAUACUGCUCUGAUACCACAAGUACAGAACUGGAUGAUAAGAGCCAGGCCCUUGUAUUUGAGCCUGAAGCUUCGCAAACAGAAGCCCAUGAGAAAAAACGUGGCAUGCCAGGUACACCAGGAAGUCAUGAUUUGAAGGUUGCUUUGCGUCGUCUAGCAGUGAAACAGGAAGGCCAGUUGUCGGACAAAACUUACUUUGAAAUGGAACAAGAGAGAAAACGAAAAAAGCUGUCCAAUGCACCAGAAUUUUCCAGUGGUUUUCUGACCCCGAAUGAGAGUGUUAUUUCAUCUGGAACAAACCUGUCUACUGGAACAAACUACUCUGGGUGCUCUGAACUGACUGGAGGGUCUUCAUUUUCAUUUGGGUCAAGGUCUUAUUUUCCAGACAAACUGCAGAUUGUGAAACCAUUAGAAGGUUCUGCAACCCUGUACCACUGGCAGCAGCUGGCUAAACCAAACCUCGGGGGCAUACUGGACCCUCGUCCAGGAGUACUAACCAAAGAUUUCCAUCAGCUGGAUACUGAUGUAGAGGAGGUAUAUAACCUGAAUGACUUUGAAGAAGAUGAAGUAGACCUAAACUCUUUCAGAAUCCAAGCAACAUCCUCUCCUUUGCAGAACAAACAAAGUUCUCAGGUGUUUCACUCCAGUAACAACCUUCCCCAGACUCAGUCUACCUACACCUUCACAAACUGUCGAAUCCUGCAUCCCAGCAAUUUCACCACUGUCACACCCAGUGGUUAUAAUACAAGUGUGCCCUCUUGUGGGAGCUCUGAGAACAUAAGAUCUACCCGAUUGCAUUUUCAGCGCACAAGACGUUUAUCUGAGUCUUCAACAAAUGCCAGAGAGCAUACCACAACACUGAGCACUUCUCUUGGACUGGUAAAAAUCCUCAAAGAUUGUGGGAUAUCUGCGGCUGUCUACAACCCUACCUACUGUAGCCGGCAUGCAGGUUUAGCACAGUCUGGAGUAACCCUACCUUUUGUGCAAAACUCGGGACUGAGCUUGCAAGGUCCAACCACCCUCCAUUUUGCCUCCGGAUACAGACGUCCAUUUAUUAAGCCAUUUUUAGGCUCUGAUGUGACCCAUUCCAUUCUGAAUGGUGACAAGAACACAAAGGAAACCACACAUCUAAAGGAAGGGCAGACUGAGAGGAGUAUAUUUAGCUUUAAUCUUGUGGAGCAGCUGAAAAAGCUUGGCUUGGACAAAGUUAUCGCAAGAGGCAUAGUCUCUUCUCAGAACACUGCAGGAGCAACAAAGUCAUAGAUAAUAUUAGAGGAUUAGAGGUAAAUUAAAUGGAGGCCCAGCCUGGCAGAUUACAGUUGUACUUCUUAUUUGUCAUCUUCAGGUUUUAAUUAAACAGGACAAACAUAGGUUUGAGUCUGCUGAUGGAGAACUGGUGAGUGAAACUGAGAAUUACUUGUGUACUUAAUCCUGCAGGAUGGAAAAACAACCCAAAUGCUGUUGCAGGCACAAACUGCUUUGCACUUGGCCAACAGCAAAGCAUUAUGUGAAGUAUUGAUGCUGGGCAACAGAAUGCAGAAUAUUAAUAUGAGUUUGUAAAUGACAAUAUAAUUCCUUAUUUCCUCAGAAUAAGCCUGUAACACAUAGCUUCAAAGGGUGCCAGACAUCAUAGGACUCAUCUUAACUAUGUUCAGAACAUGAUGCUUUGAAGAGCAGCAUUCAGAAUUAGAUCUUUUUUUCAUACCUAUGUGGCCAUUUUGGAAAAUAAUUUGUACACAAACUCUUCAUCACAAGGUUUAAAUGCCUUGACUUCUUAGCAAAGGAAGAAAAUGAUAUUUUUGUUGUUUUUAUGGAGUGCUUUAAUCCUUGAUGGUGAAAUAUCCAAGGAGGCUGUUCAUUUUGUCCCUAGGAAGUGUCUGCUGUAAUAUCUUCAUAUCCAGGCAGCAUAGUCCUCCUGUCUCACUUAUACUGCAUCAACUGUUGGCCAUGUAUAUAAUUACACAAUCUCAGAAAGGGAACUGAAAAUAAAAUACAGUCAACAGCAUGGCCAAGCUGGUUACUUGUCUUGGCUUUAGAGUCUACUGAAAUGACUAUUUACCAUUUUAAAAGCUGCACUUAGCACUUUUAUAUCACCCCAGUAAGUUUCAUUGUAAACUGUCAUAUCAGCAUUCCUGUGGGAUUGUAUUACUAUUAAAUUAUUUUUUGUGUGUCCAUGUCAUUGUAUGACGUUCUUGGUACUUGAAAGAUGGGCACUAGUUUUGAUGGUCACUAGUUCUGAACCAUUUGAAGUACCUAAAAUGAACUCCAGAGAUAGAAUUGUGCAAUAAUUCAGGUAUAUGUAUUGGAAAAAGUGUAUUUAACGAAAAAAAAUGUUAAUAAUGCCAAAGUGCUGCUACUGAGUCUGGUUGCAAGAUGUCUGUCACUCCGUCCAUAUGAACUUUGCACUAGGAACUUUGGGAUAGCAAAAAUUUGGUGUAGUAGCCUGUAAUUACAAAUAGGGUCAUUGUAUGAACUUGCUUUUAUUUUCUCCAAGGUGCUUGAGUGCAAAAGUGGGCUGUUGUCCUACUCUGUACUGACUGCCUAUUUUAGUUACCCUCCACUAACCUCCCCCACCAAGAAAAGUUUGUUACUGAUGGCAGGGGAACAGAAAAUUAAUGCCAGUAGAAGAGAAAAGGAGGAACAGAAUAUUUACAGGGGUUCAGUAGUAUGUAAUAUGAAUAAUAAAAAGCUAUUCUACAAAAAUAACAUAAAAUGCAAAGUAAACAUUUUACAGUUUAGCAAGUUCCUUUAAGUGAGUAAGUGAAAUUGUCUAAGGAAAGAAAGGUUAUUGCUGCAGGUAUUUGAAGAAGUUGUGUUGGUAUUACUGCUGCCUUUUUAUAAAAACAGCUUGCCGUGGGUGGAUAAAGAAAUUUACAUGGGAAUGCUUGCACAGGUUACCAGUAUGCUGUUAUUCUUACAAUAUUAAAAAUGUUGCAUGUGCGCACACACUAAAAUUUUGCACAAUUUGUUGCACUGAGCUUUGAAUAAUGACCACUGUCAUUUGAAAUGUUUCAUAGGCACUCGGUGCAUAGAUGCAUUUAGCAUGUCAUCUUAUUUCUUUUUAAAAUGACAGGUAUGAUCAAGUAUGACCAGAUAUUAACUAAUUACAGAUCACUUUCAAGAAUUUCACCUUCUACAGUUUAUGUGAAUAAGUCUUUGAACCUGACUACCCAGCAGAAAGAUAGUCAUUUGCUUCUAGGUAGAGGAAUCCUGUGCAGUUGCCCCACAAUUUUUAAUAGAAAGAGAGUCCUUCUUAAUAACAAAAAAUUAGGUUUUUAAAUGCCGAAUGAUUUUUUUCCAUUGGCAUUGUUGAAUUUUCAUAUUUGAAUAUGAUUCUUGGCUUGUUCUAAAAGGGCCUUCAAAGUCUGGCUUGAAAUCAUGUAAUUGCAAUUCUGUUUACUUGGAUUUAAUUUCAUUACUGUUCUCCUUGUAUCAUCAGUAUGAAAACUGCUGUUCUGUCUGUAAUCUUUCAGAAUAUGACCACAUAACCCGGAAUCUUAAGCAGCUCUAUAGCAUCAGGGAGUAGACAUUUAAUAUAUUUCUUGUUCUUACUCCUUCAGAUCAAUUUUAUUGACCUGAUUAUACCUUUGAAUAAUGUAUUUAAUUUCUUCCCAAUGGGGUAGACCACAUGUCUUUUGACAAUCGACAGUUAACCUACAGUCUGCAAGAAUGUAAAAUCAGUUUAAACUGCUCUAAAGGGUGAGACCAUUUUCUCCAGUCCUUCAGCUUAUGCUUCCAUCUUCAGGAAAGUCUGAUUUCAUAUUAAUAGAGUAAUGGAGUGAAAGUCUCCAGAUUUGUCUCCUGUGUAGUAUUUUCUACUGAUUAGAAUUGAACGCUUUUUUGGGGGGGGACUGAAGGAGCGGUUAGUCUAGUGAGACUAGUGUACAUGUGGUGCUACUGUUUUAAGAUAUUUGUGGUCUCAUGUAGCAUGCCACAUCCUGCUUUGAUGCUGGCUGCAGAGCUCACACAGUAGGGUCGGCUGUAUCUGUUGCCCCACUGUACUUAUCAGCUGGCAUUAGCAGCGAUAUGGGCACUCGCCAGGCAACAUACAUUAAUUAUUCUGCUUCUUUGGUUUGGAAACAUGGAAGAUAACAGACACAAACCACAAAACCGUGACACUGGAUGGGUAAAACGCAUCUAGAACUGUAGAAUCCAAAUGUUUAACGUUAUUGGUGAGCACUUUCAUUCACAAUCAUUUAAUUUCAUCAGAAUCCUCCAUUUUAUUGGUAGAGAUAUAAAGACUGCUGUUUCAGUAGCAGUGAUGUGUGCAACACCUGACCUCACUAAAGAUUUUGGUAACGGCUUCAUUUACUCUCAUAUAUCCAAUACAUGACAUACUUUACCUUUCCUAAUAACUAUUUCAUAGGUGGGAAGGGGCGUUUGGCUUGUCCAGUAGUCGGGGAGGGGGGGGCAACUAAUGCAUGAGAUUAAUAAAAUACACUGGUUGACAGCUUGUCUUAUUUUGUCUGUCUUGUAUAUAUUACCUUGUACAAGUUCUUAUUUUGGUUUGUUGUUGAAGAUAAACUGUAAUGUGGCUGUGAGAGAGUUCAAAUGAAGUGAUGAGUCACUGCUCAUGGUAGAGAACACUGGAAACUGUAACUCAUGUGAGUUUUGCAAAUGUAUUGCAUGUACACUUUAAAAAAUGCUUUCUUUGCAAUAAACACAAACCUUAAAAUGUAA
This is a messenger RNA of Protopterus annectens (West African lungfish), 6323 nucleotides long. Its product is annotated as trafficking kinesin-binding protein 1-like. Gene Ontology annotation, cellular component: dendrite. The record is from RefSeq and is a predicted model, not a curated record. Lineage: Eukaryota; Metazoa; Chordata; Ceratodontiformes; Protopteridae. Gene Ontology annotation, biological process: anterograde axonal transport of mitochondrion; neurotrophin TRK receptor signaling pathway; neurogenesis. The coding region runs from base 81 to 2906 and encodes 941 amino acids. The transcript has 17 exons. Gene Ontology annotation, molecular function: signaling receptor binding.